Messenger RNA from Globicephala melas (long-finned pilot whale), 4258 nucleotides. RefSeq names its product zinc finger protein 892 (gene ZNF892). Gene Ontology annotation, biological process: regulation of DNA-templated transcription. NCBI's taxonomy places the organism in Eukaryota, Metazoa, Chordata, Mammalia, Artiodactyla, Delphinidae. The record is from RefSeq and is a predicted model, not a curated record.
UGUAUGGGACGGAUCGGGGAGUGACAGGACUAAAACUAUUUUGGUACAGUUAUUCUAGAGGUUCCAUCCAGGACUAGAGAGGAGAAGGGACUAGUGCAGGGAACCAGUUAGGAACGCUUGGUAGUGGUAGUAGUCCUGAGGCAAGCUGUUGUGGACCUGAAUGAUGAUGGUGUCGGUGGUGGGUAAGGAUACAAAUGACAUUGCAAAAGAAGAUUCAGAAGGAUCUGGUGACUAACUAGAUUUGGGAGGAAAGAUAGCUAGAUAAGAGUUUGAAUUUGGGGCACCUGGGAGAAUAAUAGAACAUCUGCUAGAAAUGUAAGGACAGGGAGAGGAGCUCAUGUGGGGAAUUGCAUAGGGGGAGGUGGUUUUAAGAUGCCAACAAAAUGUCUAAUUGAAAAUUCUUAGUCAUUUGGAAAUGCAGGAUGAGUUUGGAAGAGGGGUUGGGACUAGACCCCGGAAGCAUUUCUGUAGAGGUGGAAAUGGAGCACCAGGUGUGCAUGGACUUUCUGCGGGAUAGAGGGAAGAACGCUGUACGCAAUCUGAGCCUUGGGCAGCAUCAGAAACUUGUCAAAACAGUCAAAAAGCUGCAGAGAAAUAAGGAGAAAAGGACUAUCGGAAUUAGAGCUCAGAAAUGCAUUGGCAGUUUUCAAGCAUACGGUUUCAGGUGUGUGAGGGGUGGCAGGAGCAGAAAAAUGGCUUUGAGAAGAGUAGGUGGUGAUGAUGUGGCAUCAGUAGGUAUGUAGAAGAAGUUUGAUCAUGAAAGGAAAAUCUAAAUCAGAACUGUUUUGCCAGAGGGAGGCCAUGGGAUUCAGUGAAGAUAAUUUCACAUCGAGGAGGAUUAUAUCUGUUUGCAGAUAUGUGAAGAAGCUCCUGAAGCGAUGGGAGAUGCUGGAGAAAGGAAGAGUGGGUCAUGCAGGAAGCAGAUUCUGAGAGGAAACAAUGGUGGAAAAGAAAGUAGGACACAGAUGUAGGAGGCUAAGGGUAUUGAGAAUGAAGGUGAGUACCUAACUCACUGGUGUGUGGAGAUUUCUUGCUUCAUGGGUCACAAAACUACAAAACAAGACUGCUCUUCUACCCUCUUUCUCAUCCCACACCUCUGCCUCAUUAGGACUCGGCUCUUCUCUGCAAGGAGAGCAUUCGGGAGGGAAUGGCUGCUGUGUCUCCGACUACCAGAUUCCAGGACCCAGUGACAUUCGAGGAUGUGGCGGUGGUUUUCACAGAUGAAGAGUGGAGGUGUCUGGUCCCUACUCAGAGGGAUCUCUACAAGGAGGUGAUGCUGGAGAACUAUAAGAGCAUUGUCUCGUUGGGACUUCCAGUUCCUGGACCUGAUGUGAUUUUUCAGUUGAAGAGAGGGGAUGAGCCUUGGAUAGUGGAGCUUCAUGGAUCUGAGGGGAAAGAAUGUGCAGACAAUGUCUCUCAAGACUGGGAGACUAAGCCUGAGAUCCAAGGUGCUUCAGAAAGAACAUUGAGGGAAAAGCUUGGAAUGAAAGGUCCUUCAUCUCCUAAAUUUGAAGUUCAUGCAGUGGAUGGUGGGUUGGGAACAGAGAAGGAAAGCCCUGCAGUGGAGGCCUGCAAGAAAUCCCUUUCUCAGGAGGAAAGGUUGCAGCAUGGGGCAACCCCUCCCAAGAAAAUUCUCACUAAAGAGAGAGACCAGGAAUGCAGUGACUGUGGGAAGACCUUUUUUGACCACUCCUCCCUUAUUCGCCAUCAGAGGACUCACACUGGAGAGAAGCCCUAUGACUGUCCUGAGUGCGGGAAAGCCUUCAGUCACAGGAGUAGUCUCAGUAGACAUCUGAUGUCGCACACUGGGGAGAGCCCCUACGAGUGCAAUGCCUGUGGGAAAGCCUUUUUCGACCGUUCAUCCCUAACUGUACAUCAGCGAAUUCACACUGGAGAGAAGCCCUUUAAAUGCAAUGAGUGUGGAAAAGCCUUCUUUGACCGCUCGUCCCUUACUCGACACCAGAGAAUUCAUACUGGAGAAAGUCCUUAUGAAUGUAAUCAGUGUGGGAAAGCCUUUAGCCAGAAAAGUAUUCUUACUCGACAUCAGCUAAUCCAUACGGGCAGGAAGCCGUAUGAAUGUAACGAGUGUGGGAAAGCCUUCUACGGUGUCUCAUCACUGAAUAGACAUCAGAAAGCCCACGCUGGAGAGCCUCGCUAUCAGUGCAGCGAGUGCGGGAAAGCUUUCUUUGACCGCUCCUCCCUUACUCAACAUCAGAAGAUUCACACCGGAGACAAGCCAUAUGAAUGCAACGAAUGUGGAAAAGCCUUUAGCCAGAGGUGCCGGCUUAUGCGACACCAGAGGGUUCAUACAGGAGAGAAGCCCUUUGAAUGCAGCGUGUGUGGGAAGGUUUUCAGUUCCAAAUCAUCAGUUAUUCAACAUCAAAGGCGUUAUGCCAAACAGGGAAUAGACUGAGUUGAGCAAAAGCUUUAGUUAAAGGACCUCCAUGCAAACUCAAGAUAGGUCUUCCCCAACUUAAAUCCAUCUCCCGGUCAUUGCACCUAUUCUGGCUACUACUCUCCUUACCUGCCUCUGUUACCACAGUGUUUGAAGGAACAUUCUCUACCCACUGUGUUAUAGAGCUGAUGUGGGAUGCCAGAAAUUAGGAUGUGACUCUUUAGAGUCAGCAUUUUGCAGAGGUUUGUCAGACGAUAGGGACAAACGUUAGGAGGCCGUCCUCAGACACACCUCUCGUCCUAGGCCCCAGGUAUCACUACACUUUAAAUAACUGGAGGCCACAGCAGGAGGGGAAGGCACACUAAUGUCAGAGCAAUACGGUUGUUUCCAGAACAGUUCUUUAUAGCCGUUAGUCCCUCUCUCGGAGACUUUUUGGGCACUGACCUUGUUCUGUUGUGUCCCAGUUUCUAGAUCUCUUAAUACUACUACUAGUAGCUAGCACUUAUUGAGCGCUUAUUAUGGGGCAAGCACUCAGCUGAGAGUUUUGCAAGGAGUAGAUUAUUUGCGCCUCUCACGAACCCUCUGAAGUAGGUACUUUUACUACCCACAUAUUACAGAUGAGCAAACUGAAGUUUAGAGGAGUUAAAUAACUUGCCCAAUGUGACAGCUAGUAAAAGGUGAAGCCAGGUCUUGAAUACAGGUCUCCCUUCAAAGUCUGUUCUCUUUACCAUAAUGCUAUAAGGUUUGUUUUAUAAUUUAUGUACAUGUAUUAUUUCCUCAACCAGGUUGUAAGCACUCGGAGUUGUGACUUACAUGUCUUUGUAUCUCACACAGUGCCUUGCAAAUAAUAGGUGCUCAAUAAAUAGUUAUCUGAAUUAAUGACUCUUUGACUUACCAAGUUCUAUUUAAAACACCUCUUAGAUUCACAUCCUUUCUCUGAAUUUCACAGUCUAGCCUGUACCUUUAUCAUCUCAGGCUCCCAUUACUGCAGUAGACACUCCUUGAUUCGAAUUCUUUCCUCCUCAUUAUUGAGGAGGGAGAUGUUAAGCUAUGGGGCAAUAAGUGAACCCAAAAUAAAGAUUCAUUUCUCACAUAAACUCAGAUAUGAGUCUGUCUUCCUUCCUCCUCAUCAUUUAGAACAUGUUGCCUCCAAGGUCAUCAUGGAAGAGAAAGCUGGGGGGUAUGCUGGGAUAUUUUUCAGGGCCAUCACUUCUGUUUAUAUCUCAUAAACCAGAACCCAGCACCAAGAUACUAGGAAAGUCAACAGGCACCUCAGCAUUUGGUUAAUAUAAACAGCCUCUGUCACAAGUUACAUUUUUCAUAUUACUGUUAGGCCGGUCUUUCCAAAUGAUCCCUUCCUGCCCAUCAUUGCCCUACUCAAGACCUAAAAUAGCUCCCUGUUUAAUGAAAACGUCUCUGAAUAUUUAAGGUCUGCCAUGAGGUGAUCCCACAUUGCUAAACUUGAAAUCUCGACUCCCAAAACCCUGCUAGUCCCUGGACCCAGUCCUAUAUUUUUAUUUUAUUGACAGUCAGGCACCAGGCAGCUUUGACUCUAGGCUUUGCAUUCCCUUUCUAUUUGCUUAAGGUGAAGCCCAGAAGAGGACUUGAUUCUGAAAGGCUGUCUGGAACUUACCUCGCCAUGCAUGAAUCCCAGUGGACCAACAUGCAUUUCUCCCUGGGAGUAAAAGUCUGAUUCAAGAAGCUGGAAUUCCAAACAGACCCUUCCCUAGCCUACCCACAACCCUAUUGAUCCACCUUUCUUAAAGCAGAUAAGCGGCAGGAAGACUUUUCACAUGUGGACUCUCAAAGUAACUUGAGGAAAAACAGUGCAGAAUCUACUGAAGUGGAUAAUAUCAUUAUUUA